AUGCCCUGCGCGCUCCCGUCAAGCUCACCACCACUGCAGAGCCCCUGCCGCGCCACGAUCACGCUCGUCAGCAUCACCAGGACACCAGCCACCGUGCGCGCCCACGCCUUGCCCCUUCGCGACCCUGGAACGCCGGCGCCAUCGACGACCGCCGCUCCGCCCCCACGGCCACCCCUCAAUGCUAUAAAAGGGGGACUCCUCCCACCGAUCCGAGCACGCCAUUCGCUUCCCCUCCUCACCACAACUCCUCCCGUCCCUCCAAUUUCAUCACUUAGCCACCGCCUCGCCACAAUCGCUAGCUCGGAGCCGCCGCCGAUGGCCGACGCUCGCCGGAGAAGGAGACCACCCCAGGAAGCGCCGCUGCUACCGGGGGGAUCCUCGUCCUCGACAACGUCGCGGCGCACCCCGCCGGCGACCGCCGGAGCCCCCAGGCGCCCUCCGACCCCCUACUGCAGCCGCCGGUGA
This is a messenger RNA of Lolium perenne, 465 nucleotides long. Lineage: Eukaryota; Viridiplantae; Streptophyta; Magnoliopsida; Poales; Poaceae. The record is from RefSeq and is a predicted model, not a curated record.